GCAAUAAUUUGGAAGAAGGGAUUGUUAUUAUUAAUUCAGCUGGCGUUUUCGUCGUUCCUUUACUUACUUAAUUGUGUGCCCCGGUGCUGUUUUAUGUAAUCAACAAACAACAACAAUGUAUUGCACACACGUUUUUACCACGCUCUUCAUCCUAACCUUCAGUCAAAGAUGCGCCUCAACGCCGUUCCUGUACAACCCCAGUUCGUUGCCCGCCUUAAUAUCAUCAGCCUCAGCUCCCAACCCCUCAGUAAACAGCAACAUAGCAGACCUGAGGAUGAAGAAGCUGGAACGCCUGCAAGAGGAGAAAGAAGGACCGGUCGAAGAGGAAGACGUGAAAGUCGUCGAAGACAACGAAGCCGCCCCCACGUUGUUGCAGAAGAAGAUAGGCAAGAUUUUGGCUAAGUUAAGGUUCAUCGCUCAGUUUUCUCGCUUCGGUAACAACGAACCGAGUCAGGAAGAGGAUGACUUCGACAAAGAGUUCAACGACGAAGGUACGUCCAAGAACAGGACGAUCAUCUUCACCCAAACCGCCAACGAAGCUAACGAAACUGCCAAGUUGACACAAACGGCGGACGAAGUUGAGCCGACCGCCAGCGUGGAGAGUCUUGAAGAACUGGAGACGCCGACCAAGCAAGAUAAGCCCGACAGGAUCACAAUCAACAUACAAACGGAUAAAAUCAAACGAGAGAGUCCUAAGGGAAACUUAUCAAUUAAACCAUCAGAUAUUGGAGUAUUUUUUCAUGGAAGUGUUGGGAAGUAUUUUAGGACUUGCUUAUGGAGCUGUUGCUCAAGCCGGACAAAAUAAUGCACCAGCAACACUUUAAGUUUGUAUUAUAUUAAUAUAAUUGUACAUACAGGGUAUAUAAUAAAUAAUUUUAAACAAUU
Aethina tumida (small hive beetle) is the source of this 885-nucleotide messenger RNA. RefSeq lists its product as uncharacterized. Bases 116 to 805 code for a protein of 229 amino acids. The transcript is spliced from 4 exons. NCBI's taxonomy places the organism in Eukaryota, Metazoa, Arthropoda, Insecta, Coleoptera, Nitidulidae. The record is from RefSeq and is a predicted model, not a curated record.